AUGUCCACUACAAGUCGAAUAAGUACGUCGUCCCCUUCCUCCUCCUUCCCCACGUGGGUGUACACCACACCCCCUGCCAUGCCGUGCCAGACGACCCUCCCCUCCCCGAGCUUGCCGACCAGACCGACUAACACCCUCCCUUUCCUCUUCAUUCCCCCUCGCCUUCGCACCGCAGACAAAUCCACGACCCGGUUCGUCCCCAAGCGCAAGAACACCUCGUCCUCAUUCCAACGUGCGUCCUCUACCACACCGUCCUUGGCCUCCGUAGGGACGGCGACACCUCGCUUUGGAGCGACGGGGUUGAACCCUCUAGGAGGGAUCGACGAAUUCGACUUGGAUCCAGAGGCGACUAGCACUGCAGAGCGCGGUGGAGACGCGGACGCGUUCAAAGAGCCGGCUUUACCCAGUACCUUGUCCACGACGGGCAAGGGGAAGGGUUUCGCACCCCGGGAUCCGACCUUGCGCGAGACGACGCCGGCGACGAGGCGGGGUUCGUCCUCGCCCGUUCGACCACCUACGAUCGUUUCGGCAUCUACCAACCCCGAGAUCACUGCACCGACUUCGUCAAGACCUUUAUCCUUCACCCCUCGUGAUCCAACACCUUCGACUCAACCGACGACCGCACCCGCGACGGCUUCCACGAGCAGCCCGAGCGGUGGCCCUAAGAUUUCUGCCCUCCCCCGACCUCAAACCCCCGUCGCUUCUACGUCCAAGAACACGCUCGAUGCACCGACGAGUUAUCCUUCAUUACCUCCUACGCCCACUGCGGAAGAGAAUGAGGAAGAAGAACAGAGGGUCGCUGCGACUUGGAGUUCCACUUCGAACGCAAAGGGGAAACGCGUGCCGAGGAACGCGAUUGCGUUGGCCAGGACUACACAAGCUCCGCCCGUCGAAGAAGAAGACGAUUCUUCGGAUGAGGAAGAACCGCCUUCUCAGCUCGUCAUCAGAGGGAAAAAGUUGCAAAUGACGAAGCGUGGGCAGGUCAAGCGAGGGCAGACGGGGACGGUGGGAACCGCGGCGACUACGAAGAAGGCGGCGACGAAGGAUUCGAGGGUCGGGGAGAGGAGGUCGACGAGGGCGACGGUGGUAUCGCCGGAGAAGGGGAAUAAGGGGAAGGGAAGGAUGCUUGAGGAGAGUUCGGAGGACGAGGCAGAAGAGCUCCCUCGGAUGACGGCGGCGAAGGGGAAGAAGAGGGCGGCGAAGAGACCAUCGACAGUGAAAGGUGGACGCGGGCGACCUGCGAAGAAGAGCAAAGUUGCCGACGAGGACGACGACUCGGACGAAGAUGCAGGUCCGCAUGAGAAAGGCGCAACCGCACCAUUGGCCAAACGGAGGCCGGCGAAAGGGAAGGGAAACGCGAAUGACAAGACCGCUAGUGGGGGUUUGCAGGCCUUGUUGGCGGCUGCGAAUGCGGCGACGGAGGAUGAGGACUAUCAGAUGACGGAUGAUGUGGCGCGCACUGGGGUCGAUGCGCUUGAGACGUCGGAUGAUACCGAUUCCGACGAUGAGGAUGACGAUGACGAGGAGGAAAACGAUAGCGAUAAGGAUGGGUCGGACGAUUCUCAAGACACCGCGAUUGGGCCCGAUGGAUCUCAAAAGAAGAGGAAGAAGAAGUCCAAGAAGCAACGCCUGCUGGACAAGACGCGUCGCCUUGCUCAGCAAGAAGCUCGACCCCGUUUUGUGCCGCACAAGAAACUGAAAGACCUCGAUCCGGCGUUGACAACCAUGUCCGAGAUUGCGACGGGGAAGGAUCAAUGGGAUGGGAGGGUCUCUGCGAGGGGUAAGGCGUUGCUGAAGAAGCAUGAGAUGACCAAGCAGGAGAGAACAGAGAAGCGCCAACGCACGAAGAGGCACAUGAAGAGGAGGCAGGAAGGUCUGCCGAGCGAUACGGAGGACGAGGAACAGGGCCAAGUCAUGAUGGGGUUCAUUGAGGCGGCGCAUCAGAGAGGGGAUGCAUUGCCUGAGAUCGCGACGGAUGAAGAGGAGGAGCUGCCGGAUCCGACUGAUGUGCGACCCCCUCGUCAAGUCGAGAUUGAGACACCUGAACCACCUUCGAUCGAAGAACGAAUGCGGGCCAUGACCGGGAAUGAGGAAGGUGCUGCUGAAGAGGGGGAGGAUGACGACGAUGAGGAGGAUCGUUUCGUCGAGACGGGGUACGCGGCUCAAGUGCGCUUCAUCGACGGCCAAUUCCAGAUCGACGAAGCCUCCCUCGAAGUCGAUCGUGCGCAGCAAGCCCGCAAUGCGCAAUUAGAGCCUUUGGAGAGGGUCGAGGACAACCAACAGAACAAGUAUACGAAUUCGGCGAGUUGGGGCAAAGCGAGGGCGACGGCCAAAUGGACCGCGUUCGAGACGGAGGUUUUCUACGACGCGUUGAGGCAAUUUGGAACAGAUUUCGAGAUGAUUGCCGGCUUGUUCCCUACUAGGACGCGGAGACAGAUCAAGAGCAAGUGGGUGAGGGAGGAUAAGGAGAACCCCAGGAAAAUCACGGCGGCAUUGAUGAACAAGAAGGAGAUUGGUCAGUUCUUUUCUUUGUGCGCAUUGGGUUCAUUGGACCUGGGCGACUGGGGAGCUGAAUGUGCAACAACGUGCUGGCAGAUCUCGAUCGUUACGCCGCUUUGACAGGUCAAGAUCUUUCAGGGCCUAUACCCGAGGACCCUAUGGAUCGCAUCAACAAGCACCGCGAAGAGACGGAGAAGCUGGAGAGGGAGAACUCGGUCAUGCCUGGUGGGUACGGUGGCCCAAGUCGUCAGCGAGGUGUACCUGUUGCGGGGCGACAGGUCGAAUUGGAGGACGUUGAAGAGGAGGAGGGAAGGGCGGCGAGGCAGGAUGGGGGAGAGGGCGAGGAAGAGGAAGAUGAGGAGGAUAAUGAAGAGGCUGAGGAGGAGGAGAGGAGGCAGCGCGAAAUUGAUGAGGAGAUUGCGCGCGCCGAGGCGGAGGAGGCGUGA
This is a messenger RNA of Microbotryum saponariae, 2945 nucleotides long. The record is from the annotation of a GenBank genome assembly. Lineage: Eukaryota; Fungi; Basidiomycota; Microbotryomycetes; Microbotryales; Microbotryaceae.